Messenger RNA from Humulus lupulus (European hop), 883 nucleotides. Its product is annotated as protein NOI4-like. Lineage: Eukaryota; Viridiplantae; Streptophyta; Magnoliopsida; Rosales; Cannabaceae. The record is from RefSeq and is a predicted model, not a curated record. The transcript has 3 exons. The coding region runs from base 157 to 381 and encodes 74 amino acids.
ACACCCACCUCUUACUCUCUUUCUCUCUCUUUCGCUCUAUCGGAAAAAGAAUAAUCCAAUCGCUACACCAAAAAAAAAAAAUAGAGAGAAAAAAGAAAACGAAAAAAGUCGGCCUUUUGUUUCUGAGGAAAAUAAUCUCAAACCGAAGGCUUAGCUAUGGCGGACAAAGGUAGACCACUGCCAAAGUUUGGUGAAUGGGAUGUCAAUGACCCAGCAUCAGCUGAGGGAUUCACUGUAAUCUUUAACAAGGCUAGGAAUGAAAAAAAGACAGGUGGAAAACCCGAAUCACCAUCUAAGGAUGACCCCACCUUCAAGCAUGAAGCAGUUCUCGGAAAACCUCAAUCUAAGAAAUGGUUUUGCUGCUUGCGUGCGGAAUCGUGAGGAGGUACCUACUUUUUGAAAGAUUUAAGAGGAAAUUUGUUUUAUAUUUUAUGCUCUGUGCCAAUAUUAUAUAUAUAUAAUAUAUAUUCCAGAAGACUGGAGCUGUGUUCAAAAGCUAUGAUUGGUCCUGCUGGAAUCAGUUUGUUAUGCUCUUAAGCUUUGUUGGUGAUAUGGACACAGAAGAUGAAGAAGAAAAAGAAGAAAAAAAAGAUGAUAGCAGGGCAAUGUUGUAUUUUACGUUAUUGUGUAUUUGGUGGGAUAUUAAAUGCCGUGGUGUAGCUUCUUUCCUUUUUUGUCCAAGCUUGAUUGAUGAGUUGAUACUAUUAUUUCACAUUGAUUUCUGAGUGUAUGUGAUUUUCUUGCGUGUAAACUAAUGCAUUUCACUUCAUUUUAUACUUGAACAAAAACCCACCAACGAUAGCUGUUCCUCCAAGAAUUUCUUUUGUAAUACUGUUAUUCUUUUCCAGUUUCUGAAAUAAACCCAUAGGAGAUUAUUUAUUUA